CCUCCUUUUGACUUUUAAAUCUUUGCAAAACUCUGCCAAUGUCGCUCAACCCCGGUGAUACCGCCUGGGUCCUCGUUUCGACUGCCUUGGUGCAGCUCAUGACGCCCGGCCUCUCGUUCUUCUACGCCGGCCUGGUCAACUCGCGCAACGUCGUUGGCACCCUCAUGCUCAGCUACGGCGCGAUGGGCGUCGUGACCUUCCUGUGGGUCAUUAUCGGCUACUCGGAGGCGUUCGGACCCUCAACAAACACACACGUUACCGGUGGUACCGAAAACCGCGCUCUCGAAGGCCUCGUUGGAGGCAUGGUCGGCGACCUGCCGGCCCUGGUCUAUGCCAUGUUCCAGCUCAUGUUUGCCAUUGUCACUGCUGCCAUCAUCUCCGGCUCCGUUGCGACCCGUAUGCGCUUUAUUCCGUUCAUGACGUUUGUUGCCCUGUGGCACUUGCUCGUCUACUGCCCGCUCACCCACUGGGUCUGGACUGUCGGCGAUGGCUGGAUUAACGACUAUGGCGCGAUCGAUUUCGCCGGCGGCCUCGUCGUCCACGUCUCGUCUGGUGUCUCUGCCUUUGUCGCCGCUUUCUGGCUCGGUCAAAACCCCCUGCGUGACAACGUCCACGAGCACAAGCCCCACAACGUCCCGUACGUCAUGCUCGGCGCCGCGCUGCUCUGGUUUGGCUGGUUUGGCUUCAACGCCGGCUCUGCUCUGACUGCCGGCCAGCUCGCCGGUCUUGCGUUCGCCAACACUCAAAUCGCCGCUGCCGUGGCCAUGUUCACCUGGAACCUCGUCGAGGUUAUUUGCGGCGGAAAGGGCUGGUUCAACGGCCGCCCCACCGCCGUCGGUGCUGCCAUCGGCGCUGUUGUUGGCCUGGUCGCCAUUACUCCUGCCGCCGGCUUUGUCACCCCGAUGUGGUCCAUCUUCUUUGGCGCCUUCACCUCGCCCGUCUGCUACCUUGCUCUCAAGCUGACCAAGCGCUCUCCCAUCGACGAUACUCUUGACACCUUUGCCGUGCACGGCGUUGGCGGUGCUGUUGGCUCCCUCCUGACUGGUCUGUUUGCCACCACCGAAGUCGGCUCGCCCGUCGAUGGCAGCUUCUACGGCGACGGUGGCGAGCUCUUUGGCAAGCAGAUUGUUGCCUUGCUGGCCACGAUCGCCCUGUGCCUCGUGAUGACCUCGCUGAUCAUGCUCUUCCUCAAGGGUAUGGCCAAGCUCCUCCACACCGACAUCCGCAUCAGCGCCGACGACAUGGCUGUUGGUGUCGAUGGUAUUGACCACGGCGAGUCUGCCUACGGCCACGCCGAUAUCGAGGCUGUUAUUGCUGCCCUCCAGCGUGCCAACCAGCAGGGGCUUCUCCAAAAGGGCAGCACCUUUGAGUUGGUUCCCACCAGCGCCCCUAAGAACAAGCGUGACUCGUACCCCGUCACCCAGUUUGAUACCGCCACAGCCCAGCAGUCUGCCUAAACGAUGCUCGUUAACAAUUUUGAUCCUUGAUAGAGGAAGUGUAUGAAUGUGUGUAUGUGCGUUGUUUUUUGUUUUUUCUUCAUGUCGCAAAAAGCCCC
Messenger RNA from Capsaspora owczarzaki ATCC 30864, 1555 nucleotides. RefSeq names its product ammonium transporter. Gene Ontology annotation, molecular function: ammonium channel activity. NCBI's taxonomy places the organism in Eukaryota, Filasterea, Ministeriida, Capsasporidae. The transcript is spliced from 2 exons. The coding region runs from base 39 to 1457 and encodes 472 amino acids. Gene Ontology annotation, biological process: ammonium transmembrane transport. Gene Ontology annotation, cellular component: plasma membrane. The record is from RefSeq and is a predicted model, not a curated record.